CGGGCGGGCGCCUCCCUCUCACUCCCUCGGCUGCGAGCGCCGGCGGUGGCUGCCGGAGGAGAGGCCCCUCCUUCUCGCCCCGCUCAUUUCUCUCGCUCGCGGCCGAGCGGGCUCCCGACCCUCCGCUGGCCAUGGCCGGCAACGUGAAAAAGAGCUCGGGAGCCGGCGGCGGCGGCUCGGGGGGCUCGGGCUCUGGCGGCCUGAUCGGGCUCAUGAAGGACGCCUUCCAGCCGCACCACCACCACCACCACCUCAGCCCGCACCCUCCCGGCACGGUGGACAAGAAGAUGGUGGAGAAGUGCUGGAAGCUCAUGGACAAGGUGGUGCGGUUGUGUCAAAACCCAAAGCUGGCGCUCAAGAACAGCCCACCUUAUAUCUUAGACCUGCUACCUGACACCUACCAGCAUCUCCGCACGGUCUUGUCAAGAUAUGAGGGGAAGAUGGAGACACUUGGAGAAAAUGAGUAUUUUAGAGUGUUCAUGGAGAAUUUGAUGAAGAAGACUAAGCAGACUAUAAGCCUCUUCAAGGAGGGAAAAGAAAGAAUGUAUGAGGAGAAUUCUCAGCCUAGGCGAAACCUAACCAAACUAUCCCUGAUCUUCAGCCACAUGCUGGCAGAACUGAAAGGUAUCUUUCCAAGUGGACUCUUCCAAGGAGACACUUUCCGGAUUACUAAAGCAGAUGCUGCAGAAUUUUGGAGAAAAGCUUUUGGGGAAAAGACAAUAGUUCCUUGGAAGAGCUUUCGACAGGCCCUUCAUGAAGUACACCCCAUCAGUUCUGGGCUGGAGGCCAUGGCUCUGAAGUCCACUAUUGAUCUGACUUGCAAUGAUUAUAUAUCUGUUUUUGAAUUUGAUAUCUUUACACGACUGUUUCAGCCUUGGUCCUCUUUGCUGAGAAAUUGGAACAGCCUUGCUGUAACUCACCCUGGUUACAUGGCUUUCUUGACUUACGAUGAGGUGAAAGCCCGGCUCCAGAAGUUUAUUCACAAACCUGGCAGUUACAUCUUUCGGCUGAGCUGUACUCGUCUGGGUCAGUGGGCUAUUGGGUACGUUACUGCUGAUGGGAACAUUCUGCAGACAAUCCCACACAAUAAACCGCUCUUCCAAGCACUGAUUGAUGGCUUCAGGGAAGGCUUCUAUUUAUUUCCUGAUGGGCGAAAUCAAAAUCCUGACCUGACAGGUUUAUGUGAACCAACUCCACAAGAUCAUAUCAAAGUAACCCAGGAACAAUAUGAAUUAUACUGUGAGAUGGGCUCCACAUUUCAACUAUGUAAAAUAUGCGCUGAAAAUGAUAAGGAUGUAAAGAUUGAGCCCUGUGGUCACCUCAUGUGCACAUCCUGCCUUACAUCAUGGCAGGAAUCAGAAGGUCAGGGCUGUCCUUUUUGCCGAUGUGAAAUCAAAGGUACUGAGCCCAUCGUGGUGGAUCCAUUCGACCCCAGAGGCAGUGGCAGUCUCUUAAGACAAGGAACAGAAGGAGCUCCUUCCCCAAAUUAUGAUGAUGAUGAUGAUGAACGAGCUGAUGAUUCUCUCUUCAUGAUGAAGGAGUUGGCAGGUGCCAAGGUGGAAAGGCCUUCCUCUCCAUUCUCCAUGGCUCCACAAGCUUCCCUUCCUCCAGUGCCACCAAGACUUGAUCUUCUGCAACAGCGAGCAUCUGUUCCUGCUAGCUCUUCAGUUCUGGGGACUACUUCCAAGGCUGCUUCUGGCUCUCUUCAUAAAGACAAACCAUUGCCAAUACCUCCAACACUUCGAGAUCUCCCACCACCACCUCCUCCAGACCGGCCUUACUCUGUUGGAACAGAAACACGACCUCAGAGACGCCCCCUGCCUUGUACACCAGGCGAUUGUCCAUCUAGAGAUAAACUGCCCCCUGUCCCCUCUAGCCGCCCAGGGGACUCAUGGUUGCCUCGGCCAAUCCCUAAAGUACCAGUAGCUACCCCAAGCCCUAAUGAUCCUUGGAAUGGAAGAGAACUGACCAAUCGGCACUCACUUCCCUUUUCAUUGCCCUCACAAAUGGAGCCCAGAGUAGAUGUUCCUAGGCUUGGAAGCACAUUUAGUCUGGAUACUUCCAUGAAUAUGAAUAGCAACCCAAUAGCAGGUCCAGAGGGUGAACACCCAAAAAUCAAGCCUUCCUCAUCUGCCAAUGCCAUUUACUCUCUGGCUGCCAGGCCUCUUCCUGUGCCAAAACUGCCACCUGGGGAACAGGGGGAAAGUGAAGAGGACACAGAAUAUAUGACUCCCACAUCUAGGCCUGUAGGGGUUCAGAAGCCAGAGCCCAAACGACCUUUAGAGGCAACCCAGAGUUCACGAGCAUGUGACUGUGACCAGCAGAUUGACAGCUGCACAUAUGAAGCAAUGUAUAACAUUCAGUCCCAAGCACUAUCUGUAACGGAAAACAGUACCUUAGGGGAAGGGAAUUUGGCUACAGCCCACACCAGCAUUGGCCCUGAAGAAUCAGAAAAUGAGGAUGAUGGCUACGAUGUGCCUAAGCCACCUGUGCCGGCUGUACUGGCUCGCCGGACUCUGUCCGACAUCUCCAAUGCCAGCUCCUCCUUUGGCUGGUUAUCUCUGGAUGGUGAUCCUACAACAAGCUUCAAUGAGAGUUCCCAAGUUCCUGAGCGGCCCCCUAAACCAUUCCCUCGGAGAAUCAACUCUGAACGAAAAGCAAGUAGCUGUCAGCAAGGUGGAGGUGCCACUGCUAACCCUGCUUCCACGGCCCCCUCACCACAGCUCUCGAGUGAGAUUGAGCGUCUCAUGAGUCAGGGCUACUCCUACCAGGACAUUCAGAAAGCUUUGGUCAUUGCCCACAACAACAUUGAAAUGGCCAAAAACAUCCUCCGGGAAUUUGUUUCUAUUUCUUCUCCUGCCCACGUAGCUACCUAGCACAUCUCUUCCUGCCGUGACUUCAGAGGACCCAUGAGCCAGGCUUCCACUCAAGGAGCACCUAGGAAAGCAGUGGCUUCUUUUGGGACAUCACAGUGAGGUCCCACCUUUUCUGUGGGUAUCGGUCGACACCCACGGUUCCAAGAUUUCAAAGCAGUGGAAUGACUAUGGAGCAGCUAGUGUGUUCACUGUUGUGUUGGUCUUACGAGUGUGUUUGUAGUCCUUCAGUCCCCAUUAGGAGAGAGUGGAUUUUUAUUACAUGGUAACCAACCCCUGGAGCAGUACAGAAAGCAGUAGAAGUGCUGUGCUGUAGUCCUAGUUAAGGACUUUAGACUUUCCUGUUGAGGGAGGGUGUCUGUCUGUCCGUCCGUCCGUCCUUCCUUCCUUCCUAUGAUUAUAAGAUUAUCCUGCUGUGUGUGAAUCCAUGCAGGGAGUUAGCACAAGAGCUUCAGGAAGGAAUCUCUGAAGACUCCCAUCUACUGUGGUAUUGCACCUAACCCUGCUGGAUGUUAUAACCUCAACACUCCCCUUUGGCUUAGAUUAUCAUGUGCUUAGCUAAGUUUUACAGUGUCUGAAUACCCUCUUCCCUUUCCCCUGGAGACUCCUAACUUUACCGCCUCCUCAUUGGCGUCUGUAGGCUUGAAGUGACCUGAAGCCAGGCAGCUUUCAAGAUGUUCUUUCUAAUGUCUGAUUGUGUUGGUUUAUUUGGUAGAAAAGAUGGUAAGGAAAGUACUGUUCUGUGGUUACAGUUAUGAUUGAUGCUAGCACCUAACACUGGUCACUCCGAAGUGCUGUUUCUAUAGGAACAUUGAAUUUGUUAAAAUAAGAUGUUUGAAUUCUCCUAAUUACCUAAUGACUGGUUUGAGAUAGAGGCCUUCAUAUACAUUCCGUGUCUUCCCCAGGAAAUAGUCUGUGGGAGUCUGUUGCCUUGGUGCCAGGUAUGUGUUUCUGAUAUAGAUCAUGAGUCUUUCUACCUAAUAGGAACAGAAAGAAGAACAUUUGUUUCCAGGGUGGCUUUCCAGCCCAAAUACCAUAGAGUUUUUAGGAAGCUUCUGUCACAUACUAUUUAGAUUUACAAAAUAAACCAGUAAGGACUUAUCUAUUCA
Molecule: messenger RNA, 3982 nt
Organism: Mesocricetus auratus (golden hamster)
Lineage: Eukaryota; Metazoa; Chordata; Mammalia; Rodentia; Cricetidae
Gene: Cbl
Product: Cbl proto-oncogene
Biological process (GO): cell surface receptor signaling pathway; negative regulation of epidermal growth factor-activated receptor activity
Cellular component (GO): plasma membrane; membrane raft
Molecular function (GO): SH3 domain binding; phosphotyrosine residue binding; ubiquitin protein ligase activity
Source: RefSeq, a predicted model, not a curated record